AUGGCAACAUCCUACCCCCGCCCGGACUUCCAACGCAGCUCUCUAAACUGGAAUACCCUAGACGGUCCCUGGACCUUCACCUUCGACGACAAAGACGAAGGGCUAAGCUCGCAAUGGCACAAAACCACCCUCCAGGGAAAACCCUCCCACCAGAUAACAGUCCCAUAUGCCUUCCAAACCCCAGCCUCGGGUGUAAACCUCAUCGAAGCGCACGAGGUAAUGUGGUACGAGCGACGCAUCAAAGACAUCCGCACAGCCGGUGAAAAACAAAACGGGAAUAAACUCCUCCUCCGCUUCGGCGCUGUCGAUUACGAGUGCUCUGUCUGGGUAGAUGGUAUCCUUGUCGGCGGACACCGUGGUGGACAUGUGCCAUUCGAUAUAGAUAUCUCCGACGCCCUGACCGACGGCGCUACAGAGGCUCGGCUCACUCUUCGGGUUAGAGACUCGCCUUAUGACAUGACCCAACCGCGUGGGAAGCAGUACUGGGGUCCCGUGCCGCAGAAUAUCUUCUACACGCCCAGCGGGGGUAUCUGGCAGUCUGUUUGGUUGGAGAGUGUUCCGACUAUGCGGUUGCUUUGUGGGAGUGGAGGGACGGUGUUUCGGUCUGAUGAUAUUGAACGCGGCCAGUUGCAUGCAAAGGUUCAUGUUGCCGGACGUCGGGUUGGAAGUGCGGCGAAGGUCGAGGUUGAAGUGUCCCUUGGAGGGCUGAGUAUUGCGAAGGUCGACGGCGAGCUGAUGCAGGAUAAAACCUUUGCUGCGGUUGAUUUGGGUAUAAAGGUUACUGAAGCUGCAGUGGGGAACUUGAAGACAAAGAGCCCGGAGUUGUUUGGCGUUGAUGGAGUCUGGAGUCGGGGUGUUGCGCUCUGGGCUCCGGAGCAUCCUGUCCUCUAUGAUAUCACGCUUCGUCUGUUCGAUGGGGCCGGAAGUCUUGUUGAUGAAGUCCAGACUACAACCGGAAUGCGCAGUCUAUCCUGGCAAAACGGCGAUGGAACAUUCCGACUGAACGGAAAGCCGUAUCUUCAGAUGCUAUUCCUGGACCAGGGAUACUGGCCCGAAACAGGCAUGACACCUCCUUCCUCUGAGGCUUUGAAAACAGAUAUCAAGCUAGCGCAGAAACUCGGCUUCAAUGGAUGUCGCAAGCACCAGAAAGUUGAAGAUCCGCGCUUCUACUACUGGGCAGACCGGAUGGGCUUCCUCGUCUGGGGCGAGAUGGCAAAUGCCUACGAGUUCGACACUGACUACAUUGAGCGGUUUACCAGCGAGUGGACCGAGGCCGUGAAGAGGGAUAUCAACCACCCAUCGCUGGUCACCUGGACACCGCUUAAUGAGUCGUGGGGUGUAUCUGCCUUGAAGGACAAUAUCGAGCAGCGUAAUCAUGUUCGCGCUCUGUACUACUUGACCAAGAUCCUCGACCCUAGCAGACCAAUCAACGACAACUGCGGCUGGGAACACGUCAAAACAGAUCUAACAACCUUCCACGAUUACAGCGACUCCGUUGAACUGAGUGCAGCAUGCGCUACCAUGUCAGGAAUCCUCGAAUUGAAAGGUGGGCACGAGGUUUUCACCAAACCGAUCUACUCUGGAUAUUCCGGCUCCGUGAUCGUCGAUAAAGGUGCCCGGCAUACUCCUGGUGCACCGGUGAUCUGCACUGAGUUUGGCGGGGUUAAUAUCGCACCGCCUAAGGACUCUGCUGCUGCCGGGGAGCGGGACUGGGGGUAUACGACUGCGAGUGACCCGGCAGAUUUCUUAGUGCGAUUUGAGAAGCUGGUCAUGGCGGUUGUGAAGCCAGGACAUAUUUGUGGGCUUGUCUGGACUCAAUUAUGCGAUAUCGAGCAGGAGGUGAAUGGUCUGUAUACUUACGAUCGUAAAGAGAAAGUUCCUGCAGAGAAGGUGAAGGCGAUUAUGGAUGCUGCGAGGGAUCAUUACUACCAGCAUCUCACGUCUCAUCACUCGAAGGGUUUCAAGAAGCUACUGGAUCAGUAUAAGAAUAUUGUGCAUCGUUAG
This is a messenger RNA of Penicillium expansum, 2004 nucleotides long. RefSeq names its product glycoside hydrolase family 2 protein. The coding region runs from base 1 to 2004 and encodes 667 amino acids. NCBI's taxonomy places the organism in Eukaryota, Fungi, Ascomycota, Eurotiomycetes, Eurotiales, Aspergillaceae. Gene Ontology annotation, biological process: carbohydrate metabolic process. The record is from RefSeq and is a predicted model, not a curated record. Gene Ontology annotation, molecular function: hydrolase activity, hydrolyzing O-glycosyl compounds. The transcript has 3 exons.